GAAAUGGAUGAAGCGAUGGCGGCCGUGGAGCGUCCUCGCGGCGAGGCAGCUUCACAGAGCUCCCGGCGGGAGCUCCUGCCUGAAGCGCAUGGUGGGCGAGCUCCAGGAGGGGGAAUGGGCGAUCUGGGGCGAUCUAGCGCGGCGGCGGCUGAUCGAGCGGGAGAGCCCCGGCAUUUCAUCGCAGCAACAGCAGCAGGACCAGCGGAAUUCGAUCGACAUCCUCUCGUACGCCGAGCACAUCCGGCGCUGCGCGUUCUUUCACUUUCUCCCGCAGGGCCGGCGCCUCUACUGGGAGCUUCGAAUCGCCGGCAUGGAUCAGCACCGGUACCUGGGGAAUCUUCUGAUCCAGAUGUUUGGCAAUUGCCGGUCGGUCGUCGAGGCCAAGGCGGUGUUUGAUGGCAUCCGCGAGAGGAAUCUCUACUCGUGGAAUAUCAUGCUUGUAGCAUAUGCCCAGAAUGGGCAUCUGCGGGAGGCGAGGAUAGUCUUCGAGAAGAUGCCACUUCCAAGCGUCGUGACAUGGAAUGCCAUUCAUGGCGCAUACGCACAGGCGGGGGAGUUCUUUGAGACGGUGGAUUUGUUCGCGAGAAUCCCCGACAGAGAUCCAGUGUCCUGGAACACCAUGAUCACUGUGUAUGCGCAGCACGGGCAUCUGGACGAAUCCAAGGCGACGUUCGAGGCAAUGCCGACGAGGAAUGUGGUGUCUUGGAACUCGAUCGCGGUGGCUUACGUUCGGUCCCUCCAGAUCAGGGACGCCAGGCUCUGCUUCGAUCGAAUGCCUUGCCACAACGUCGUGUCGUGGAACACGAUCGUGUCCGGCUAUGUCGAGCUCGGGGAGAUGGCCGAGGCCGAGGAGCUCUUCCAAAACAUGCCUGAGAGAGACGCGGUUUCGUGGACAGCUCUCAUCACCGGCCUUGCGCAGGAGAGAGAUUUGGAUCGAGCUCGGGAGAUGUUUGAUAGAAUGCCUCUCAAGGAUCUAGUGUCGUGGACUGCGAUGAUCACUGCCUUUUCUCACAAUGGUCGGCUCCAAGAAGCGCAGAGCUUGCUCGACAACUUGGGAACAUUCGACAGUGGCUCCUGGAAUGCGAUGAUCACGGGAUACAUCCAGAACGGGGAGGGACGAGCAGCUCUCCAGCUCUUCCGACUCAUGGAUCUACAGGGCGUUGGCAUCGACAAGGUGGGAUUUUUCAACGCCCUGGACGCGGCAAUCUCCAUCGCCAACUUAGCCGAGGGCCGAGCGGUUCAUACGAUCGCGCGAGACAGUGGCUUCUUGCUAAACCUCCAGGUGAACAACUCGCUCAUCAACAUGUAUGGCAAAUGCGGCAGCCUGGAAAACGCGAGAGAUGUGUUUGAUUCCAUGCUCGAGAAGAACUUGGUCUCGUGGAACGCGAUGAUAACCUCGUAUGCGAAGAAUGGCGAGUGCUCCAAUGCGGUGGAGAUGUUCCAGCUGAUGAUCCUUGCGGGUGUUGCGCCGGACGAGAUUGCUUUCACCACCACUCUCUCGGGAUGCAGUCACGGGGGCUUGUUUAGAACUGGAUGGGAGAUCUUCUCCUUGAUCCAGGACGAGUUUGGAGGGAUUCCGUCCAUGGAUCACUACGCUUGCAUGGUUGAUCUUCUCGGUCGCGUGGGUCACCUGGAGAGGGCCGAGGAGCUCAUCCAGUGCAUGCCUUACGAGCCGCAGCUCCUGACUUGGAGAUCGCUGGUGGCGGCGUGUAGACUCCACGGUGAUGCCAAGCGAGGGAAGCGGCUUGCGAGAUUUGUGAUGAUGCUGGACGAGGGGAUCUCGUCCACUCUAGAGAUCGCGUCGAGCACGUAUGUUUUGGUGUAUAACUUGUUCUCCUCGGCUGGGGAGGAUGCGGAGCUUGUGGAUGGAGUCAAACGAAGGAAACGAGCUAAUAAAUUUUGAAAUUGGUAAAGUUAUUUUUUAAUAAUAGUGAUCAAUGCUUUCAUUCAA
Messenger RNA from Selaginella moellendorffii, 1951 nucleotides. Its product is annotated as pentatricopeptide repeat-containing protein At4g02750-like. The record is from RefSeq and is a predicted model, not a curated record. Lineage: Eukaryota; Viridiplantae; Streptophyta; Lycopodiopsida; Selaginellales; Selaginellaceae. The coding region runs from base 8 to 1903 and encodes 631 amino acids. The transcript has a single exon. Gene Ontology annotation, molecular function: RNA binding; protein binding. Gene Ontology annotation, biological process: RNA modification.